This is a messenger RNA of Corylus avellana, 1595 nucleotides long. The record is from RefSeq and is a predicted model, not a curated record. Lineage: Eukaryota; Viridiplantae; Streptophyta; Magnoliopsida; Fagales; Betulaceae.
AUAUAGCAUUGAAAAUUCUGAAAACAGAUACCAACAUAGCAAAUGCCGACACUGAAUGCCGGUGGGAAGCAUUGGAAAUGUUGGCCAAGAAACCUGCAUUCUCAAUUGGCAGCGAAAGUCGGCUAUCAUUCUGGAAAAGUCUCUUAAACUCCUAUUCUUUUCUCAACCUCUAUGGGUUCAAAGGGAUCUGUCACAAAGCUUUGACGAAGACAUUAGCUCAUCAAUUAGUUGAAAUUUUUUUGAAAAGGGAUGGAAUCAAAGACGACCUGAGCUCACCAGAAUUGGUUGACAAGUAUAUGGCUUUAAUUUUUGAAGCUGUAAAAGUUGGAAAUGUUGGAUUUCUAAUUGUACUUUCACGCUCUUAUCCUUCCCUUAUCUGGCAACAAGACAAAAAUAACAUGAGUAUAUUUCACACUGCUAUUUUACAUCGGCAAGAGAGUGUAUUCAAUCUAAUAUAUGAACUAGGUGCUGGCAUGCAUAGCCUUGCAUCCUAUGAUACCGAAGAUAACAAAGAGAACAUGUUGCAUUUAGCUGGCAAAUUAGCUCCUGCAGAUCGACUAAAUAUCGUAUCAGGAGCAGCCCUUCAAAUGCAACGGGAGUUGUUGUGGUUUAAGGAGAUCGAAAAGAUUGUCCCUCAGAAAUACUUGAAGAGUAAGAAUAGGGAUAACAAAACACCUAAGGAGAUAUUUGUAGAGACACAUAAAGAUUUGAAGAAAGAUGGUGAAAAAUGGAUGAAGGACACAGCAAACUAUUGCAUGCUUGUGGCGACAUUAAUUGCCACUGUGAUUUUUGCUGCAGCCUUCACUGUACCAGGUGGCAGCAAUCAAGUAACAGGGAUUCCUCUUCUUUUUGGGAAGAAAGGGUUGAUGGUAUUCUUCAUAUCAGAUGCAAUAGCACUAUGUUCCUCUUCGACUUCAAUAGUAAUUUUUUUGUCAAUUCUCACGUCCUGUUACACAGAAGAUGAUUUCUUAAAGUCAUUACCUUCAAAGUUGCUAUUUGGACUUGCCACCCUCUUCAUCUCCAUGGCUUUCAUGAUGGUAGCCUUCAUCGCAACUUUCUUUUUGGUGUGUACAAGAAGAGGAUGGGCAUGGACCGCAGGUGUUGUAAUCACUUCCGCUAGUAUCCCAAUUCUUUCGUUUGGCUGGCUACAUUGUAAAAUUUGGGUUGAUACAUUCCGCUCAACAUACAAGUCUAGAUUUCUUUUUCGGCCACAUAAACAUAGACUUUUCUAGCGGAAGAUGCCGGUUGGAGAAUUGAUUAUCUCAAAAUACGAAAUGGAAGGCAAACAAAAAGGAACAAAAGUUGUCGGAGGUUCACAAGAUAUUUAACAAGGCCAAUGAAUAUAGAGAUAGUAUCUCAUCUCUAAGUAGUUGUUGGUAUGUGUUUAAUUCCGUUAGACGCCUUUACAAGUUUUCAGACUUGGUUGGAAUACUAAAGUCCAACUCCAUUUCCAUGGUUUUUGUGAAAUGCUGAUCACUGUAAUAAAUCCUCAAGUCCAGAACUGCAUUGCACUCAGGUUGGAUUGAUUUGUUUUGAAGGUGUAUCAAUCCAUUACACAGUGAUUAUCUUCUGUACGAAGGUAUUUGUUUGUCUAA